AUGGUACUGGACGCGAUGGGCGUGGGCGGAGAUGUACUCAACGAGGCGAUUUUGGGAAACCCUUUGCACGUCUACGCCCUGAUCAAGCGCAUGGUUCUCUACUGGCCUCGCGUUAAGGAUAUCGUUUACAAUACUACCAAGGCAAAAGAGAUAUGUCACGAUAAGAUUCAGAGAUGCGACGAAUGGAUUAAUGAGAGAGGCUGUGACGCGAAGCAUGUGGACAAAAUCUGCCCCUACUCCUGCGGGUUCUGUCAAGUCAAUGAAAGCAACCCAGCACUGAAGGCAGCGGAAAACAGGACUGUGCUGCCGUCGAGAUUGGAUCUGAUCGGAGCAGCGCAGUCGCUGGCCCUCCUGCAGCGAGUGUAUCUGCUGCCCAUGAAACACCUGCUCAACGGGAGGAUUCUGGACACGGAUUCAAGCGUUACAUACACCAAAAAUCAAUCAAGGAGCUACAUGCAAUAUUCAUACUCUUUCUUGACCGCCAUCUACCGGCCAGGACUGACCACGUGGGACAUCUUGCGCGUGGCCAGAGCAAGUGCGGACGCUGGACGCUGGGUGAACGCUUGGGUCUGGUAUGACGAGGCUCAUUCCGCCAUCCCAGACCCCGACGCCCAAGAUCAUGUUGCUGACUUGCUUGAAUUCAUAGAACACCAGCAUGAUCUGGACUGGCGGAAAGACAUCGGGUGGAGGGACGACAACCAGUUCCUUUUCCUGUUGUCAGAUGUCCCGCGACAGGAACCCGAGACCUGUGUCUACUCCGACCUCUGUCGUGGAGAUAAGUCUAAGCUACGAAAACAAAUUCCUUCAGGAGCGCCUCAGUGCCACAUCUCCUCCCGUGGCUCGCCCUUCCUGGUGUUGCAACCCGUCAAGUGGGAGUACCUGAGUCACAAUCCGGAGAUAAUGAUCUUCCCGAAUUUCUUGUCGAACGAGGAAGUCAGGAUCAUUAUUUACUUGUCACGGGACCAUAUGAUGAAGGAUCUAGGAAGCGGAGGGCGGCAAUCGCACCAUAUAUUCCUGGCCAACAGUACACAUCCUUUAAUAACUCGUCUUACGCGGAGGAUCGAGGCUGUGACAGGCCUCCUCGCGCACGAAGGAGCGAACGGCAAGGAGGAUGCGGGAGAUCCUCUUAAGGCUCAAAAACUGACCCAUGUGGCAGUUGAUAUAUUUGAGAAAGUCCGUAACUACGGCACAGGGGGGCAUCUGAAUCCCCACGUCGACGUCUUCGCCAAACACGUGAACUCGACGUGUGACGGUAACCCGAAGUGCUCCAGUUCUGGGGAUCGCAUUGCCACCUUUAUGCUUUACCUAAACGACGUAAAAGCUGGCGGAAGUACAGCCUUCUACAGCAGUGACGUGGUUGUAACACCAACAAAGGGCAUGGGUGUGUUCUGGUACAAUCUGAAGAGGAACGGCUUGUACGACCGCAGAGUGGACCAUGGAGGAUGCCCGGUUCUGCUGGGGUCCAAAUGGGGCAAUCGCCGUGAAGUGGAUCCUUUUACGUGGAACUUUACAUUCUACCUUUCUUUAAGUGUUUUUGAAAUGUACGGAAAAUAUACCUUCGUGCAAGAACUAGCUAUCUUUAUGCUGUGCUACACAUAUAUCAACUACAUCCUACAGAAAGUAACAAAUUCAUACUCUGAAAAUGUUCUGCACAUUACGACACCAUUACUGAGCACUGCAGCUGCUAAGGAAACAGAUGCAAAACUAUUGGUAGUGCUUCUAGUGAUUCAGACUAUCUCCACAGAGAUCAGAUUACUUAAUGUUAUCUGA
Messenger RNA from Penaeus indicus, 1770 nucleotides. RefSeq names its product prolyl 4-hydroxylase subunit alpha-3-like. The record is from RefSeq and is a predicted model, not a curated record. Gene Ontology annotation, biological process: peptidyl-proline hydroxylation to 4-hydroxy-L-proline. Bases 1 to 1770 code for a protein of 589 amino acids. The transcript has 16 exons. Gene Ontology annotation, molecular function: L-ascorbic acid binding; procollagen-proline 4-dioxygenase activity; iron ion binding. Gene Ontology annotation, cellular component: endoplasmic reticulum. Lineage: Eukaryota; Metazoa; Arthropoda; Malacostraca; Decapoda; Penaeidae.